Amphiprion ocellaris (clown anemonefish) is the source of this 4482-nucleotide messenger RNA. RefSeq lists its product as uncharacterized. NCBI's taxonomy places the organism in Eukaryota, Metazoa, Chordata, Actinopteri, Pomacentridae. The transcript has 3 exons. The coding region runs from base 736 to 3138 and encodes 800 amino acids. Gene Ontology annotation, biological process: regulation of transcription by RNA polymerase II. The record is from RefSeq and is a predicted model, not a curated record.
ACUGACAGCCCGUUAGCUGCUACUGCUCACCGGCAGUGAGACAGCAAACACGGACGCUGUAAGAUACACCGACAUGGACUUGGUGAGCACUUUUUAUCACUACAAAGACGGAUAUUAUUCACACGCCGCCGUCUAACGACACCAGACGGCGUGUAUUCUUACCUGGGCUCGGUUUUGUUUCGGGGAAAAGGAGACUCUACGGCCGGGAGAGGAAUGGAUGCGACGACUGCUUUCCUGCGACAUACACCGGCCAGCUAAGAGGCUUCACUCUGAAGACCACCUGAAUUAUUCAAACUAAUUCCUCUGUGCUUAAUUGUGACAGUAAUAUCCUCUAAAUAGUCGUAACUGGCAGUGGAAAGGUACACAAAGUUCAAGAGGAGCGAGGCUAAUCGCUGCUGGCGACCCAGCGCAGCUGUUAGCUAACAGCAGCUAGCUGAAAUUCGCAUUCUUUAUUUUAUUUGGCUCUUUAAAUACACUGUUUUUAAUCUUUCUGAAGUUGGAGUACUACUUGAGCUGAGAGGAGGAACUCCGCCGGCGAGCUAACGUUUCAGCCUGACUACAUCUGGGAACGUUUAGCUUGAUUUUAAAGGACAUAAAUCAUAUGACUUCUCACUUAUGGCUCGUUAGUAUCGCGGUACUGCAGCUGACCCAGCUAGCUAGCAUCUGUGUUAGCUAGUCGGUAGCGCACAUAACCGUCUGCCACUUCUUGGCCUUGAUAACUGCUUCACGGUAAGGAUGCACCACCAGGACUUCUCCGGAGACCCGCCCGGGACCGGGACCCGAAAAACGUCCUUUCACUACAGGAGGGGAAGCAGCGGGGCGUCCGCCUCCUCCGCAGCCGGUGGCAGUGGAGUAGCCACGGCUGACGACAAUCCAACCCAGGCUGGAUCCUCCUCUCCCGGACCCCAUCACCAGCCCCAGUCCCAAGCAGCUGGAGCUCAGGUGAAGAAGAAAAGUGGCUUCCAGAUAACAAGUGUCACCUCUGCUCAGAUAAAUGUGAGCGGCAACAACAGUUUAGCAGAUGACACAGAGAGCUAUGAUGACAUGGAUGAGUCGCACACUGAAGACCUCUCCUCCUCUGAUAUGCUGGAUGUCUCCAUGUCCAAGGCCACGGAUACAGGUGUGCCGGAGAGAAGCUCAUCGGAUGAGACGCUGAACAGUCUCCACGGGGUGGACACACCUGGACUUGUGUCUCCCAAUGAGCCUCUUCAGCCUCAUUCCAUCCCUCAGGGGUCCCAGCAGCACACCUCUAUGGUCAAUGGAACCAUGCACCAUCAUUAUUACCCUCAGCAACACAGCCAGGCCCACCACCAUCACUCUGACAGCUUGGGAGGAGUGGAACCAUCUUUACCAACUCUUCCCAUUGCCCCUUUGGCUACCUCCAGCCCGGCUAUAGGUUCCAAAGCUGGGCCCAGCCAGUCCCAAAGGCCACCAGUACUGGAUAACACUAAACUUGCAAGUCAACAAGUAGCCGCUGUUGUCGGUGGGUCAGUCACUGACCCACAUGUACAAGGUAAUGUGAAUAUUUCUAAUGUGUCUGCUGUCCCUGUUGUUGCUGCUGCUGCUGCUGUUCCUCCUUCGGGGCCUGCAGGUUUAGACAACACUAAUGUGAGUGGGCAAGUAGCUUCUGUUGGAGGAGGAACAGGCCCAUCUGCUGCUGUUGCCCCCAACACUCAAACCCAGCACACUCAAACAGCGACCGGCUCUCGUUUCCGAGUGGUCAAACUAGACACUAACUCUGAGCCAUUCCGCAAAGGAAGAUGGACGUGCACAGAGUACUAUGAAAAGGAGGUUCCUCAUCCGACUACAUCUGAGGCACCAAAAGCUGCAGAUGUGGCUGCAGAGACUGAUACGGGGAAUGUUGGGAUUAGUCCGGGUGUACCUGCUGCACAGCCGCCUCACACCCUACAGCCCUAUCAGCCUCCAAGCCAGGACUACACCAGUCCACAAGCCAUGCAGAGCCCACCACAGGGACUCGCUCAGACCACUCCUCUCACCUAUGUUUCACCCCAGGAGGUUGUUUGUGGAACUCACAUGCAGAAACCUGUGGUUCCUGUCACUGUCCCUCCAGCAACGUCACAGGUGACACCCCAGGCUGGUGUGAGUCAGCCUGCCUCGGUGAUACCCCAGCAGCUUCCCUAUGUGAUGGAUUCCCACCAGGCUCAACCCCAAGGAGGUUACCCCGCACCUCAGCUCCAUGCGGGGGUCAUGGCCCCAGCAAGUGUCAGACAGCCGGAUUUUAUCCAGCCUACUGCUCCCUUCCAGACACAAGUCCAGCCUCCGCUGCCGCAUGUUACAACAGGAGUCUCCAUAGCGCCAGUACCGGGGGUCAUGGCACCACAGCCAGUCAGCAUUACCCCCCAGUUGUCCCAUCAAGGUCAAGUAGCCCCACCUCCUCAGGCAAGUUUUGCUGCAGGACAGCCACAGAUCCUCCCAGCUCAGCCUCCACCCCAGCCUCACCCACAGCCACAAAUCUCAGUCCCCAUGCUGCCCACCCAUGGGACCCCCUACAUGCCUCUGACUGCGCUGCAAGCUGACCUUCAGCCCCUCCUCACUCCAGGCACAACCCUCACCCAUGUCCCUGGAGGAGGGAGCUCCAUAAAAGCCUCCCAACUGGAGGAUGCCCAGAAGCUUCUCCUCCAGCACCAAGGCCUGCUGGGUCUGCCCAGGCUCGGGGUGGCAGCAGGCGGAGAGGGAUCUGCGGAGGCUGGCAGUGCUGUAGGAACACUGGCCCACAUGGGGAUGUCAGCAGAGGCUAGCGCCUUCAUGGUGGCUGCUGCUGCAGGCCUCAGGACUCAGCAUGCUGAAGGAGACGAGGACAGCUCUUCUGGCGCCAGUGUCGUGGCCAUCGACAACAAGAUAGAACAAGCGAUGGACCUGGUGAAGAGCCACCUGAUGUACGCGGUGCGCGAGGAGGUGGAGGUGCUGAAGGAGCAGAUCAAGGAGCUGAUCGAACGCAACACUCAGCUGGAGCAGGAGAACAACCUGCUCAAGAACCUGGCCAGCCCCGAGCAGAUGGCCCAGUUCCAGGCACAAGUCCAGACCGGCGGCUCCCCGACCAGCACCGCCCAGCCUCCGGUCCCGGGCGGAACCACACAAGCCCUCCCCUCCUCACAGAACUCCGGCUCGUCUGCGUAACACGGAAAACUGCACAUCGGAGAGCUCGAUGACGGACAGGGGGGAUGGGAGGAAGAAGAUGAGGAGGAGGAAGGAGUGUCGCCAUAGUGUGAACGGACUCUACGCCACCGUCUGAGGAGCCGCACCGAACCGGCCGACGAGAAACAACCUACUUUUUGUUGCACAUUUUAUUUAACCGACAGACUUUGGAGUUGCACCGGUGUGUGAAUGCGGGAGUGACUGCGCGUCUGCUUCGUCUUUUAUUACUGCUUCAGACAAUCGUCGUCGUCGUGGUGAUGAGGAGGAGGAAAGACGGAGCCGACCAAUCGGAGGCUCUGGUCCAAUCCCCCUCGCAGUGUGCCAUCGUCUCGCCUCCCCCCUCCUCACCUCAACCAUCCAUCAGUCGUUUAAUCGUUUCCUUUCUCCCCCAACGUGCACUUUGUUCGAAGCAGACAAACUUUUUAAAGGAAGAUUCGUACGAGCCCAUCUGGAAUGGGAGCUUCCUGGAUCUUUAUCCUCGCAGCAUCUGAACAGGACAAGGAGGGCGCCACAGAGAGGGGGUUUCAUGAAAUAAUUAUGAAACAUGAAUUAGCUUGCGCCUCGUUGUUCACUCUGAGAACUCGGUGUUCUGCCGUCCCACCCUGAACUCCCCACGUCUUACCCGGAUGGAGCAUUAAAACAUUUAUGCAGGGAAUCAGUGUUUUUUAGGGAGGUUUGUUUUGUUUGUUUUGUUCUUUUUUUGUCUGUUUUUUGCUCUUAUUGAUGUAAUAAUGUCCUGUAAAGAAAAACAAAAAAAACAAUUAGGACAUGACUGUUUCUAGGUAGUGAACUUUGUACAGAUUUAAAAUUUCCAAUUCAACUCUGCCAAGUGCCUGGUUUCUAACCAUAGAUACAUAUAUCCAAGCUGUUUUUUUAAGUUGUAUCUGUGUUUUCUAUAUAUAUAUCUAUGGUUUACCAGGUUUUAACUACCAGUGAUGUCAGUACUCAGGGUGGGAACAGAAGAGGAAGUUUUACCUCAACACUAAAGAUGCUGUCUCUCCUGCAGUGACUCACGGCCUCGUACUGUAUGUGAAUCCACUCGCUCCAAUGAUCUGGACUAUUUGUACCAUUUUUGGGGACGUGUGUUGUCUUUUUUUUUUUUUUUUUUUUUUGUACAGCCAAGUGUUUUGAGUUGCUCGUAGUGCAACUGGAGCGCUGAACACAAUAAUAUGACACACUUGGCGAUUUAAAGAAAGGAUAAAAAAGCAAGAUAAGGAAAAUGCAGAAGUAUGUGGAUGUUUUGUGCAUGUUCCUCAGCCCAUCACAAAUGUGACAUUACAAUUGCACUAGACAGUUGCACCUCAAAUAAAAACAAAAAAGCAAAAA